Messenger RNA from Lolium perenne, 999 nucleotides. The record is from RefSeq and is a predicted model, not a curated record. Lineage: Eukaryota; Viridiplantae; Streptophyta; Magnoliopsida; Poales; Poaceae.
UGUUGAUGGCUUUGUCAUUCUCAUUCUGGAUUAUAUAACAUCUUAUGUUUAUUUUUGCAAUAUAGCAAGGUCUAAUUCCAAUUGAGCAAGCAGCAGUUCGUCGUCGACGUGAGCUUGUUGAAGUUCUGUUUCCUUGGACAAAACCAAUUUCAUGUCUUCCAGAUUGGAGUGUCAAUGGGAUAAUAAGAACAGUGAAUUAUUGGCGCAUCAAUCCUCUUCAGGCAUCAGUUUCGAUGGAAGAAAGAACUUCUUAUUGGAAGUCGCAAGGAAAGGAAGCAUUUGCAAGGGGGGACUACCUUACUGCAAUUUCCUGCUACGAUAAGGUACUUGACAUAAACCCAUCUGAUACCCCGAUGCAUGCCAACAAGAGCCUCUGCUGGCUGCAUAUGAGACAUGGGGGUCUAGCUCUGGAAGAGGCACACAAGUGCAAAAUGAUACGGCCCCGUUGGUCCAAGGCCUGGUAUCGUGAAGGUGCAGCCCUCAGCUUCAUGAAGGACUACGAUGGCGCCGCCGACGCGUUCUGGGAGGCGCUGCAGCUGGACCCCAAGAGUGAAGAGAUUAGGGAAGCGCUAAGGCCGAGAAGGCUGCGGAGGAGUCAUGGCGCAUGUAGUGUAAGCAACCACCGAUACCGGGCUGCUCAGAGAGAAGGAACAACAGAAAACUCUAGCUUGUUUCCUCUCACAUAUCCCUGAGACAUCCCUUUAACGGCUACUAAGUACCCUACUAGUUGUAAUAGCUAGGACUGCUCGUGUGUUAGGAUGUCUUGCGCUCGCAAGCUAAACCAGCUUCAAACUGUGUGCUCGAUCAUGGGUCUCGAUUUUGGCAGGUUACAGCGACGGAGACCUCAUGCUUUUGGCAUCUUAGUUAUGUAGGAUGAUCUGUUGUAGAUUUAGGUGGAUGCUAUACUAUCCUGAGAGUCGCCAAACAUUUCUCUGUAUUUUGCGUCUGAGAACAGUGUUAGCUCAGGUGAAAAAUGCAUAGCUAGUGCUAAUUGUCGAA